AUGAAUAAUAUUAUAAAAAAAAGUCAAAAAGGAAGAAUAAAAGGAAAAUUUAAUUUAAAAUUUUUAAAAUUAUAUUGGGGUAUAAUUUCAUUAAAUUCAGGGUUUAUUACAAAAAAUCAAUUAGAAGCUUCUAGAUUUAUAAUGAAUAAAUAUAUAAAAAAAAUAGGAAUAUAUAAUAUAUGUAUAAAUUGUACUAAAUUUUUAACUAAAAAAUCUUUAAAAACUAGAAUGGGAGCUGGUAAAGGACCUGUAGAAUUAUGUGUUAGUGUUAUAAAAAAGAAUAAGGUAUUAUUUGAAAUUAGUGAUGUUUCAGUAAAAAUUAUUUAUUUUUUAACUAAAAUGUUAUCUUAUAAAUUAUGUUUUAAAUUACAAUUUAUAAGAAAAAUUGAUUAA
Messenger RNA from Plasmodium knowlesi strain H, 393 nucleotides. The record is from the annotation of a RefSeq genome assembly. NCBI's taxonomy places the organism in Eukaryota, Apicomplexa, Aconoidasida, Haemosporida, Plasmodiidae.